Nyctereutes procyonoides (raccoon dog) is the source of this 1184-nucleotide messenger RNA. RefSeq names its product small integral membrane protein 26 (gene SMIM26). The record is from RefSeq and is a predicted model, not a curated record. NCBI's taxonomy places the organism in Eukaryota, Metazoa, Chordata, Mammalia, Carnivora, Canidae. Gene Ontology annotation, cellular component: mitochondrion. The transcript is spliced from 2 exons. The coding region runs from base 234 to 593 and encodes 119 amino acids.
GGCGGCCCUCCGCGGCCCUCCGCGGCCCUCCGCGGCGGGGGGGGGAGGGGGGUUGUCCCGAGGGGCGGUCACAGAAGCGGCCUCGCUGCGGUGCAAGCCUCGGGUUUAUUCUGCAACACUAGUGGGAACUGCUGUUGGGAGCAGUUCGCUGUAACUGAGUCUGCCUGGAGUCUCCCUUUAAGUCCUCCUGCCUGUUCGUGCAUUUGAAGAAUCUGUGCAAGAUUCCAGAGGGAAUGUCAGAGACCCUGGACGGAGAUGUAUGUAAGGAGGUGCUGCGGCGGCCACGUUGGUCCGCGUUGCGCUUGGCGAGCAGACGGUUGGAGCCGCUCCGCCAGCCGGGGAGCCUUCGUCCUGCCCGGUACCCGGCGGAGAGGAAAUCCGCGGACCGGGAGCGCGUUCCGGGCCGGGGGCCGCACUUGCUGGAGGGUGAUGAAGUAGAGCAAAAGGAUGUGUCAAGAAAUGAAAUGCUUGAGCCCCCAAAAGGGUUUUACAUGGAAACAAUUGUGACGUAUAAAGAAGAUUUUGUUCCAGUCACUGACAGGAUCCUCAACUUCUUAAAAUCAUGGACAGGUGGCCCCGGACCAGAAUCAUGAUUAACUGCUGAAUGCUGAGGAUGCCCGGGUGGCUCAGCAGUUUAGCGCCUGCCUUCAGCCCAGGGCGUGAUCCUGGAGACCUGGGAUCGAGUCCAACAUCGGGCUCCCUGCAUGGAGCCUGCUUCUCCCUCUGCCUGUGUCUCUGCCUCUCUCUCUCUCUCCCUUUCUCUCUCUCUCUCUAUCUCUCAUGAAUAAAUAUCUCUCAUGAAUAAAUAAAUAAAAUCUUAAAAAAAAAAAGGGAAAAACUGCUGAAUGCUUAAAACCAGUACUUUUGUUCAGCAUCUACAUUUGAUGGAUGCUUUGAUUUCCAGUUUAUGUUUGUGAAAAGUGGAUCUGUAUAAUUUAAUUUUGCUGUAAAACAAAAUCACUAGUAGUAUGCAAUAAAUCUUUCCUUGAGGAAAAGCAAACUUGCAUAUUUAAGAGGUGUCUCUCACAAGAGUGAAAGGUUGAAGUGAAAUUUCACGUGGAGCUUCCAUAAGCUCAGUUUUCUGAAACUGUUUCAUGUAACUUUAUAUUUCUUUCAUGUUGUUGGCAGAUAGGGCUUUAGUGGCCCCUUGAAGGCUGCAUUCAGCAAAUCUCCCACCUUCAGUC